Molecule: messenger RNA, 923 nt
Organism: Amphimedon queenslandica
Lineage: Eukaryota; Metazoa; Porifera; Demospongiae; Haplosclerida; Niphatidae
Product: tetratricopeptide repeat protein 1-like
Exons: 7
Coding region: 18-851 (277 amino acids)
Molecular function (GO): protein binding
Source: RefSeq, a predicted model, not a curated record
CCCAAAGCUAAAAGAAAAUGGAGGAUCAAUCUGACUCUGAUGAAUAUCUCUCAGCAGAAGAGGACCAGGAGACAAAAAAUAAUGAUCUGGCGUCUAAAAUAGCUGAAAUAAAAGUAACAGAAAGUGGAGAGGAAAGUCCUGCUUCUUCUAAUGUCGAACAAAACCAAAAAACCAGUGGAAGCAGCCAUGAAUUGUCUAAUAAUGCAACAUCAAGCGAGACUCCUGAGGUUGAGUAUGUGAGUAAUGUGGACAAUCGCUACGUGAGUGAAGAUGUUGAAGUGAAAGGAGAGAGUGUUGAACUAACUGAAGAACAAAUCAAGGAAUUGAAGGAACAAGGCCACAGACUGAAGGAGCUGGGGAAUGCUUCAUUUAAGGAAGGAGACACUGAGCAAGCAAUAACUCAUUAUUCUGAAGCACUAAAAGUUUAUCCACCGAAUUGUGAUCAGGAGGUCUCAGUAUGUCACUCUAACAGAGCUGCAUGCUAUCUUAAACUGGGAAAGCAUGAAGAAGUAGUUGAAGAUUGCACUAAAGCAUUGGAACUAAAGCCAGACUAUUUAAAGGCAUUAAUUAGAAGAGGGCAAUCCUACGAGGCCUUGGAGAGGCUAGACGAAGCACUUGAAGAUUACAAGAAAGUGCUUGAGAUUGAGCCACACCAACCAAUAGCUCGGGCAGCUGCAUUGCGCCUUCCGCAACAAAUAACAGAACAACAUGAGAGACUCAAGGCAGAGAUGUUUGGUAAAUUAAAAGAACUAGGUGAUGCUGUCUUGAAACCUUUUGGACUCUCAACAAGCAAUUUUAAACUCGAGCAAGAUCCAAACACUGGUGGCUAUUCUGUAAAUUUUCAAAAAUAACGAAAAAUCCUCUAAUUUCUAUUUGUUUUACACUUGUUCUCAGUUUUCACUUCCAUUAUGACUAAAUUAUAA